Messenger RNA from Drosophila hydei, 1374 nucleotides. RefSeq names its product protein SREK1IP1. Gene Ontology annotation, molecular function: nucleic acid binding; zinc ion binding. The transcript has 2 exons. The coding region runs from base 291 to 1124 and encodes 277 amino acids. The record is from RefSeq and is a predicted model, not a curated record. NCBI's taxonomy places the organism in Eukaryota, Metazoa, Arthropoda, Insecta, Diptera, Drosophilidae.
CUAACUUUUUUAUUUACAGCAAACACUUCAUAUACUUAAUUCAUUUCUUCGUUCAAUUAUAUUGAUAGUGCAAACAGCUUAGCUCUUGUAAAGCAGCUAGUGAGAACAUAUUGCUGUGGCCUGCCUGGUAUAUGCUUAUCGAUAAUCGUAUCGAUGCAAGCCAAAGAACAACAACAACAGCCGCCGUGUGGUAGUUAAGACAGACCAUACUAAACGCCAGAGCCGCAAUCACGUCAAUUAAUGGCCAAGUAAUAUUGAAAACGGAGGCAGAAACAAGAACGGCAGGCGAGAUGAACUUUCCGCUAGCUAAUUCCAACAAAGAUACGUUGCGAGCGGCAUGCAAGAAGUGCGGCUACGCGGGUCACCUGACCUACCAAUGCCGCAAUUUUCUCAAGGUUGAUCCCAACAAAGAGAUACUGCUCGAUGUGGAAAGCACCAGCUCCGACUCGGAGCUCGAUUAUUUGACGCCGUUAACGGAGCUGCGGGCCCAAGAGCUGAAAGCUGAGGGUGAUAUUGCCCCAGUUGCAGCAGCGGCAACAAAGCCAGAUAAGAAAAACAGCAGUAGCAGCAGCAACAAACACAUCAGCAGCAGCAAGCGCAGCAGCAGCAGUAGCAAAACAGUCGCCACGAAACACACGAAAACCGAGCGGCACAAGAAACGCAAGAGAAAGAGCAAGAAGCACAAGGAACCGAAGAUCAAAGCUAGCAGUAAAUCAUCAGAUUUGUCCAAAAAGCAAAAGAAGCAACGCAGCAGCAAAAAAUCGAAGCGUCGUCGAGCUGUUAGCACAAGCAGCAGCAGCAGCAGCUCCUCCAGCACCUCAUCAACCUCAUCGUCUGACAGCGAUUCAACGAGCGACUCAUCCAGUAGCGACACGGAAUCCGAUUCCAGCGACAACGAAGAGUCCAGCACUAGCGAAUCGGAUGAGUAUGGACGCAAAAAGAAGCGCCAGGGCAAAUACAAACGGAAAGCUGAGGCAACAGUGCUGCGUCGCAAAAAGUCCAAAUCCAAACGCAAGAGGCAUCGCACCAGCAUCAACGCCGGUGCCAGCGGCGGCGGCGGCGCUGGCAGUGCAGCAGGCGCCAGCAGUUACCUCAGCAGUCUCAGCGAUAGCAGCACCAACUAGCACACAACGACUACCCAAAGCACUUGCAACGGCAUUUAGUUGACUAUCCUAGUUAAAAAGGCAAAACAAAUGAAGGGAAAUGAGAAAUUAGAGCAACCUAGGCUAGAGUUAUAUAGUAACAUAUAUUGCAUGGAUGAAUCUAUGAAGCCAAUUUAGUUAUCCUGCGCUUCCUCAACCAAAAUCAGACUUUCCAACACCAACACACACACACACACACACACACACAUGGAUACAUAUUUAAACUUGUGUU